Molecule: messenger RNA, 573 nt
Organism: Malassezia globosa CBS 7966
Lineage: Eukaryota; Fungi; Basidiomycota; Malasseziomycetes; Malasseziales; Malasseziaceae
Exons: 1
Coding region: 1-573 (190 amino acids)
Biological process (GO): 'de novo' protein folding
Cellular component (GO): endoplasmic reticulum membrane; endoplasmic reticulum
Source: RefSeq, a predicted model, not a curated record
AUGACCAAAGUUUUUGCAUUGCCAUCUGCGAUGGAUACGAGUCUUAAUGGUACAUGGACUAGUGGAAAUGGUGACGUGGUCACCGGUCAGGACUUUUACAAUCUCGUUAAUAAAACAUUCAAUGUACCAAAAACGACCGGGAUUUCGUACAGCUUCCUAUCUACAAAUGAAACGUCUGGGUUCUGGGAGCAGGCUUUGUAUCAAUAUUCCCGGAAUGAUGGCCCAGACUGCUAUACCCUCCAGCUCGUUUGGCAACAUGGAAACUACACGAUUCACCCUAACAACUCCAUUACACUCGAUCCGUUCAAAGCUGAUGGAUUGCAGCAAUUUACCAAUACAUGUAACCAUGAUAAAGAUCGGGUUGAAUACUAUGCGCAACAGGAAUUUAUGCAAGGUUUCGAUAUCACGACAUACAAGCACCUUCUCGCAGACGACGCACAAUGGUCCUACAAACUCCAACUGUACAACUACGAUGGUUCACUUAAGACACCCAUGUAUCUAGCGUACCGUCCGGCUCUCAUGUUUCCACCCUCACCCUUGCAUAUGACUAUGAUCGGAUUCAAUGAUGAAUGA